CCUUUCACCACCAUUGGCACCUCCUAGUUUUUGCUCAGUUCUGCUGCUGGUGGAAGAAAGCCAUGGAUCUGGGAGCCUCAGGAAAUGAUUCUGUUGUCACUGAGUUUGUCCUGCUGGGUCUGUCAGAGACCCCAGCUCUGCAGCCCGUCCUCUUCACCGUCUUCCUUCUCGCUUACGUAGCUACUCUUGGGGGCAACCUCAGCAUCCUGGCUGCCAUCCUCGCCGAACCCAAACUCCACACCCCCAUGUACUUCUUCCUGGGGAACUUGUCCCUGCUGGAUGUCGGGUGCAUCAGUGUCACUGUCCCUGCCAUGCUGAGACGCUUCGUGUCCAAUAACAGAAGCAUUCCCUACGGGGCCUGCCUCUCACAGCUCUUCUGUUUCCACCUCCUGGCAGGGGCGGACUGCUUCCUGCUGACAGUCAUGGCCUAUGACCGCUACCUGGCCAUCUGCCAGCCCCUCACCUACAGCACCCGCAUGAGCUGGGGAAUUCAGCAAGCGCUAGUGGGCGUGUCGUGUGCCUUUUCCUUCACCAACGCACUGACCCAAACUGUUGCCUUAUCUACUCUUGACUUCUGUGGCCCCCAUGUGAUCAAUCACUUCUACUGUGACCUCCCACAGCUCUUCCAGCUCUCCUGCUCCAGCACCCAGCUCAAUGAGCUGCUGCUCUUUGUAGCAGCAGCCUUCAUGGGUGUGGCCCCACUGGUCCUCAUCACUGUGUCCUAUGCACACGUGGCAGCCGCAGUCCUGCGAAUCCGCUCUGCUGAGGGCAGGAAGAAAGCCUUCUCCACGUGUGGCUCCCACCUCACGGUUGUCAGCGUAUUCUACGGGACAGGCGUCUUCAGCUACAUGAGGCUGGGCUCAGUGGAGGCUUCGGACAAAGACAAAGGGAUUGGCAUCCUCAACACUGUCAUCAGCCCCAUGCUGAACCCACUCAUCUACAGUCUCCGGAACCCUGAUGUGCAGGGCGCCCUGCAGCGGGUGUUCACAGGGAGACGGCCUCCAGAGUGA
Messenger RNA from Herpailurus yagouaroundi (jaguarundi), 1010 nucleotides. RefSeq names its product putative olfactory receptor 3A4. The record is from RefSeq and is a predicted model, not a curated record. Gene Ontology annotation, biological process: G protein-coupled receptor signaling pathway. Bases 63 to 1010 code for a protein of 315 amino acids. The transcript has a single exon. Lineage: Eukaryota; Metazoa; Chordata; Mammalia; Carnivora; Felidae. Gene Ontology annotation, cellular component: membrane. Gene Ontology annotation, molecular function: G protein-coupled receptor activity; olfactory receptor activity.